Molecule: messenger RNA, 744 nt
Organism: Drosophila albomicans
Lineage: Eukaryota; Metazoa; Arthropoda; Insecta; Diptera; Drosophilidae
Product: mitogen-activated protein kinase kinase kinase 7-like
Exons: 4
Coding region: 3-590 (195 amino acids)
Biological process (GO): positive regulation of canonical NF-kappaB signal transduction; JNK cascade; protein phosphorylation
Molecular function (GO): ATP binding; magnesium ion binding; protein tyrosine kinase activity
Source: RefSeq, a predicted model, not a curated record
GCAUGGUUGUCGAGUAUGCAAAAUGUAGAACACUCUACCAUUUGCUGCAUUGUCGUAAGUAUAAAAGGAUCUUAUUCCGGGAGAAGCUGAGUUGGAUGCAGCAAUGUGCCAAGGGUUUGGAGUACUUGCAUGGAAAAAACAUAAUCCAUCGGGGUCUUACAACUAAAAGCUUGUUACUUUUCGACAAUUGUCGUAAAUUAAAAGUGGGUGAUUUCGGAAAAGUGAAUGAAGUUGAAAUAAUUAGAACUGAUUUCAUGUGUUGCUACUUGGCUCCAGAAGUUUGCAUGGGAAAAAAAAACCUUACAGAAACGUCGGAUGUUUUUAGCUUCGGUAUAAUUUUUUGGGAAGUGAUCCAACGAGAGAAGCCAUUUUGCGACAGGGAUUUGCAUGACAUCAGUGAAUAUAUAAAAAGAGGUAUUCGACCGGAUAUUUAUAAUUUGAUCAAUGACGAUUAUAGUGGUAUAGUACCGAUAAUGGAAUGUUGUUGGCGCCAAUCCUCAACAGAUCGUCCAACGAUGAGUGAAGUGCGUCGCGAUUUAAAUUAUUCAAUUAAGCGCUAUGACCAUCAAUCAAAUUGCUGCAUAAGUUAGAAUGAAACUAUUAUUAAGCAAUAACAAAUUAUAUUAUAUCAGAAUAAUACAGAUUAUGUUGACCCUUUAUUUUUGUAUGUACAUUUUUCAAUAGAAGGACUUUAAUUUUAUUUCUAACUAUCCUUCUGCUAUAAAAUACACGAGCUUAUUACAA